AUGGCGCUCAAUCCAAGGACUCCAAGUCCACCACACCUCCCUCCUCUGGCAACAGCAGCAGCAACAAUAGCGGCAGCGGCGCCAGCGGCCAGCAUGGGCGGCCUGGUGGCAGCCAUAAUUAAUUUGGUGUCCACGUCUGCGACAGGCUUCGUCUUGCCAGUCAAGGUGAACGGCAUUGACCUGGAAGCCAAGAUCGACACUGGCGCCGAUCGAUCAAUUAUAUCGCCAGAGGUCGCAGACUCACUCAAGUCGAUCAAGAGGUCCCCAGCCGACGUCAAACUCACUGGAGCCUUUCACAAGGGUACUGUCACCGCCACCGAGCGUUGUGAACUGACCCUCAACAUGACUGGACGCGUUGACGAACAGCCAGUCAGCCUGCAUCUGAAUGCAGUGUUCUAUAUCGUGCCAUGCUACCUGGGCAUUGUGCUUGGUAACGAUGUGCUUGGCGCCACCCAGCCGACCUUGCACCUUUACGAUCCCUCCCCUCACUUCAAGGCCUUUGUGAACAUGGGCAAGAGGAUCAAGCUCGCAUAUAUACCCCUCUUAGACAAGGGCAUGCGACAAGCUGAGAGCAAGAGUGCUCUACUGUCCUCUUGUUACACCAAUCAAUCAUUAUAUAUAUAA
Messenger RNA from Acytostelium subglobosum LB1, 624 nucleotides. RefSeq lists its product as hypothetical. The transcript has a single exon. Bases 1 to 624 code for a protein of 207 amino acids. Gene Ontology annotation, biological process: proteolysis. The record is from RefSeq and is a predicted model, not a curated record. Gene Ontology annotation, molecular function: aspartic-type endopeptidase activity. NCBI's taxonomy places the organism in Eukaryota, Evosea, Eumycetozoa, Acytosteliales, Acytosteliaceae.